Messenger RNA from Pseudomyrmex gracilis, 7034 nucleotides. RefSeq lists its product as uncharacterized. The transcript is spliced from 16 exons. NCBI's taxonomy places the organism in Eukaryota, Metazoa, Arthropoda, Insecta, Hymenoptera, Formicidae. Gene Ontology annotation, biological process: transmembrane transport; protein catabolic process; monoatomic ion transport. Gene Ontology annotation, cellular component: membrane; mitochondrial matrix. The coding region runs from base 961 to 6918 and encodes 1985 amino acids. Gene Ontology annotation, molecular function: ATP hydrolysis activity; monoatomic ion channel activity; serine-type endopeptidase activity. The record is from RefSeq and is a predicted model, not a curated record.
CAUUGAAAUAAAAGAAUUCUCUUUUUUCGAUACCUAAUAACGAGACCUUGAGACCUGACGCUUCGGUUUUCAAUUCAACGACAGUCGACGAUAAACUUUGUUCAUUCGGAAAGGAAGCUGAUAAAAAAAGAUUUGAAUAAAAAACCGGAAGAGGAGAACAUAGGAGACAAAGAGCUCAUUAGUAGAGACAAAUUCAGAAAUCGAUAAAAAAAUUCACAUAAAAAGUCUAAUUUAAUAAAAGUCUAGAAAAUAUUUGCGCUGACAUGUAAUGUUGUAUUGCUAUUCAUUAUUUCAUUGCGUAAAAAACUUUAACUUUGAAUAAAGAACAAAUUAAAAACGAAUUAACUGUGAAUUUUUUUUUAAUGACAUUCGAUUGUCCCGAUUAUUUUGUCAUUCUACAACCAAAUGUUUCAUCGAAAUCACGAAAUGUAUAUUUUUCUACACGACUCAUGUCACACGACUAAUGACAGUUUUUUUUUUUUACUCGAGGUGUAAAGGAUCUUAUAUAUUUAUGAGAAAACCGGUUGGACGUUGUAUGCCGACGUGAAAAGAGGCACUGUUGCGAGCUGAGAGAACGUCGGAUAUAUGAUCGUGAACGAUCUCCUCUCUCUCUCUCUCUUCCUCCUCCUCUGUUGCCGUUUGAUCGGACGAGUUGUCCGAGGGCUGCUUCAUUAGCGCGGUGACGUAUCCAGUGAGUACAAGUGCGUUCCAUUCGCAAGUGGUCCGAUACUUUUCUCGAGUCUUUCCUCUUCUGUAGAGAUUUUUACAAGAUCUCUCUCGUCGCAGCUUUUCGACGCGGUAUUGCGAUUAUUGCUAAAAUGGUUGGUUAAAUUUCUACGUGGAUUGGUGAUUUGGUGACUUUAAAAAGAUCCACGGCGAAGAAACGUGCAAUCAAAGAAAACUUUCCUGAAAAGUUUAUAUUUCACUUCGACUUAAUAUUCCCCAUCGCCAGCCACGAAGAUGGACUACGAGGAUGUGCAAGAGGAUCUUCUUCUGAACGUUGUCUCUCACCUUGCGCCGGAAAACGAGAAAAUCGUCUACGAUCUUCUGCUGAAGACUUUGACGUCAAAGGACUUCCGUUCCUUCGAGAAGACAAUAAAUCACAACUUGGCGAAGCAGCCACCUGUUUUAGACAUCGACUUCGUUUUUCCUAAUCACGCGGAAGAAACGUGUCUCGACAUCGCCAGCAGAAAUGGCCUGACAGAAUUCGUGGAGUUUCUCCUGCUCAAAGGCGCGAACCCCAACAGAGUGAACAAGAUACACAAUCGCGCUCCUAUUCACUUUGCCGUCGAAGCGGGACACACGAGCACAUUGUUGGCUUUGCUGGAGAACCCAACGACCAACCCGGAUAUCGAGGCGGGUAAGCAAACCGCUCUGCACAUCGCGGUGAAGAAAAAAGACCUGACAUGCGCUGCGAUGUUACUGCAGAAAGGCGCCAGCGCCAGUAUUCCCGACAGCAAGGAACAGACAGCUCUGCACAACGCGGUAAGAAUGGGCCAUCGCGAAAUGGCGGAGUUGAUACUUAGACAGUGCCGGCAGUGUCUGGACGUGGACAGGUACAAAGACUUCAGGAAUCAGACGACGCGGGAGAUAAUCGAGAAGACGCUACAAGAUUUGGUGCCAUUGUUGCCGCCCAAAGGCCAACACAGAGAAAUAGACGAGUAUACUUUCAUACAUCAUCUAAACAAUAACGACAAGAUAAAUUUCCUACGGGAUUUGGAGCUCGUCGAGCUGGACGUGCUUCACGGCAUGGCUGAAAAUCUGCUGAAGAAAAUCGCAGACAACAAUUUUCACGAGGUCGUGACGGCGAUCUUGAAGAAACUAAAGGGAAGACAAUUCAGUGUGAAGGAAGCCGCAACCAUAGCUGUUCAGCGGGGUCAUCCCGCUGUCCUCGAACAAUUGCUGCGCGCGGAACCCGACGUCGCUAAAACGAUCCCUAAAGAUCUGAUUCUGUAUGCCUGUAUGGAACUAGGAACGCCAGGGAAACAUGGAGACAACUCUUCCGAUCGGUUGGAGUGUCUGAAGUUGAUCCUGAAAGAAAACGUGAACGUUCGUUGCAUAGACAGCAAGGGCAAUACGCCGCUACAUCACGCGGCUCGGGCGAAUUGCCACGAGGCGGUGUCUCUGCUCCUCGAGCGGGGAAGCUACAUCGGUCACCAAAAUAAUUACGGCGUACCACCGAUCGCGGAUAUUUCUACGUGCACGUUGUCGCAAUACUUUGAUGAAUGUUUACGAAUACGAAAGAGCAGGAAAGAUGAUCAGACAUAUGAUACAAACGCGGAAACACCGAUAUGCGUGAACGACUACAAAGUCGAGGUCGACUAUCGUUGUCUGAUGCCGCAUGACUCGGAAUACGACGACAAAACACAGACGAUUGCGUGCCGGACAAGCCACGAGAUGGACUUGUUCAAGUACAUAAUUGCUCACAAGAGUAUGAAACCUCUGCUGAAGCAUCCGUUACUCUCGUCUUAUCUCUAUAUCAAAUGGUACAAAAUACGACACUUCUUGAUUGCAAACUUCAUCUUCUACGUGCUUUUUUUCGUCGUACUGAACACUUACAUUCUGAGCAGAGCCUACAAUGUUUCAUCAUGUAAAAACGACACGACUGAUAACAAUUUCGGGAACGACAGAUGGGAGGUCAGUUGUGAGAACGGCAUGACUUGGUGGACCAACUUGCUGUGGAUUGUCACCGCCGUGCUGCUGUUGUUCCUCGCUUCUCGAGAAUUCCUGCAGAUCACCUCCUGUCCUUGGCACUACAUAAAGAAUCCGAGAAAUUACCUCUUGGUCGCAUUGAUCGCGCUGACCGUUGCUGUCUUGUGCGGAGCGGAUCUCCAAAUCGGCGCCGUGACGAUCCUGAUCUCCACUUGGGAAUUGGUGAUUCUGAUCAGUCACCAUCCGCGCAUGUCCAUCAACAUCGAGAUGUUUCGCACGGUCUCUCUCAACUUCGCACGCUUCCUCAUUCCCUACACGCUCCUCAUUAUCGCCUUCGCUCUGUCAUUUUACACGCUCUUCAAGGACGGCGAAGACACACACUUCGGCAGUUUUGCUCUCUCGCUGUUCAAGACCAUCAUCAUGUUCUCUGGCGAGUUCGACGCAAGCGACAUUCCAUUCGUCUCGUAUCCCUUCUGGAGCCGCAUCGUGUUCAUCUUGUUCGUUGUGCUACUGCCGAUUGUUCUGUUCAAUCUACUCAACGGUCUGGCGGUAAGCGACACUGCCGAGAUCCUGAACAAAGCCGAGCUGGUUGUGCAAGUCUCCAGGGUACAUCUUCUCGCGUACAUAGAAGACAUGGCGAUCGGAAAGCCGUUCAUCUUGUGCUGCCAGAAUUCGCGCUGGAACCCCUUCAAUUUCUUAGCGAAAAAACUGCACAACUGUCUUGACUAUUGUGACACGGAAUCUGAUCAUGAGAACUAUAUAUAUAUCCGCAAAGAGUCCGCGAAUCUCCUCAUAACUAAGAAAAUGGAUCGCGACAUAAUUAAACAAGCGAAACGGAUUAUCUCAAACAAGACUCGGCUGUCGGAGAACGAAAUGAUAAUAAUGGCGUUAAACAAUAUGCAGACGAAGCUGGCGGCGAUGGAGAACGCUUUGAAUAACGUGAGACUCGCGGUUGAAAAUAACAACAACAUGACGGGAAACUUGCAAUAUGCCUUGUCUGCAAAACGAACGUUCAUGAUUCUAGGACUACGGAUGCAUGAGGACGAGCUUAAAGCUUAUGCAAUAUACCUCAUAUUCAUAGACAUCUUCCUGACAGGCACCAAUCAUGGAUGUCAAUUCGGCAUCAAUGUAGUAGCGGCUCAUACGCUUAACAUCGGCAAAAACAUUAAAAAUUUAAUUGACCGAAGUCUUGGCAUACUCGCCGCCUGCAUCAAAUUGUUUAUUCACUUUGACAAAGCGCAGCAGUGGCAUCAUUGUAAAAAUCCCAGGAUCAUGCAACUUGUUACAACAGUUUUGCCGGUUGUGCGACAACGCGGCGUAAUUGCGCGUUCUUUUUCCAAAUGGUCGCUUACGCUUCGUCAGCCGGAACCAAACUGCAGAUCGUUGCUUUUACGCACGGAAUACUCGGGUGGAAAUUCGGGAUUGCCACUCGCUAGAUACUCAAACGUACGCCGGUUUUUUCCCGUGUUAGCCGGGGCAAGAUUUUUCUCGAAAAGACAUCCGCCCAGUGGUGGAGACAAUGGAGAUCAACCUCCAGAAUAUACUGGUUCUCUGCCAGCAACAGUUGUGGUACCAGAAGUGUGGCCUCAUGUACCAGUUAUUGCAAUUAACAGAAAUCCAGUAUUUCCUCGAUUCAUCAAGCUCAUUGAAAUUUCCAAUCCAGUUUUGAUAGAUUUGAUACGUAGAAAAAUCAAGCUUAAUCAGCCAUAUGUAGGAGUUUUUUUGAAGAAAGUGGAAGAAAAUGAAUCUGAAGUAGUUGAGAGUCUGGAUGAUAUUUAUUCUAUUGGUACCUUUGCUCAAGUGCAUGAAGUACAAGACUUAGGUAAUCGACUGAGGCUAGUGAUUAUGGCACACAGGAGAAUUAAAAUAGUCAAUCAAAUUGUUGAAGAUUAUCAACCAGAAAAUGAGGAGAAAAAGAUGAAACUGACGUUUCCGCUAUUAAAUACUACAAUUACCGUUCCUGUAGACGACACAAUAACCAGAGGCAAGAACAGGAGAUCAUUGCGUAAGAAAACAGAAAAUAAAGUUCCAGAAAAAAGUGAGAAAGCAGAAAAAGUCGAUGAAGAAGCAAACCCUACGGAAGUGAAACCUUUGCCGGAUGUUUCUGAACAAACAUAUAAGCCAGUGGAUGCUUCAUCAUCUCAACCUAAUAGACAACCUGUAUUAAUGGUGGAAGUUGUAAACGUGACACAUGACAAAUACAAACAAACAGAAGAAAUCAAGGCUUUAACUCAAGAACUUAUUAAAACAAUACGUGAUAUAAUAAGUAUGAAUCCUCUGUAUCGUGAAUCUCUCCAACAAAUGCUGCACCAAGGACAAAGAGUUGUAGACAAUCCGGUAUACCUCAGUGAUUUAGGUGCAGCUUUAACUGGAGCAGAAGCGCAAGAAUUACAAGAAGUUCUAGAAGAAAUGGAUAUUCUGAAGAGAUUGAGAUUGACUUUAGCUCUGUUGAAAAAAGAAUAUGAAUUGAGCAAGCUGCAACAGAAAAUAGGAAAGGAGGUCGAGGAAAAAGUAAAGCAACAACAUAGAAAAUAUAUUCUUCAUGAACAAUUGAAAGCUAUCAAGAAGGAAUUAGGAUUGGAGAAGGAUGACAAGGAUGCGAUAGAAGAAAAAUAUAGAGAAAGAAUAAGGAAGAAAAUGGUACCUAAAUCAGUGAUGGAUGUGAUAGAAGAGGAGUUAGCUAAACUGUCCUUUUUAGAGGGUCACAGUAGCGAGUUUAACGUCACGAGAAACUAUUUAGACUGGCUGACAUCCAUGCCGUGGGGUGUAACGAGUAAGGAGAACUUGAAUGUUCAGGAUGCUGUCAGAAUUUUAGACGAAGAUCAUUACGGAAUGGAAGAUGUGAAAAAAAGAAUUCUUGAAUUCAUUGCUGUGAGUCAACUGAAAGGUAGCACACAAGGAAAAAUAUUAUGUUUGCACGGACCUCCCGGAGUCGGCAAGACUUCUAUAGCUAAGUCGAUUUCACGUGCUUUGAACCGAGAAUAUUUCAGAUUCAGCGUUGGUGGAAUGACGGAUGUGGCUGAAAUUAAAGGACAUCGAAGAACGUACAUAGGAGCUAUGCCAGGUAAAGCCAUUCAGUGCUUGAAGAAGACGAAAACCGAAAAUCCCUUGAUACUCAUAGAUGAAGUUGACAAAAUUGGCAAGAGUCAUCACGGAGAUCCAGCAUCUGCUCUCCUUGAAAUGCUCGAUCCCGAGCAAAAUUCCAAUUUCUUAGACCAUUAUCUAGACGUACCAGUGGAUUUGUCAAAGGUAUUAUUCAUUUGCACGGCCAAUGUGAUCGACACCAUUCCACCACCGCUGAGAGAUCGUAUGGAGUUGAUUGAUAUGUCGGGUUAUGUGGCCGAGGAAAAACUUAUGAUCGCGAAACAAUAUUUGGUUCCACAAGCCCGCACAGAAUCUGGUCUCAGCAACGAUCAAAUUGAUAUACAGGACACCGCGCUCACGACAUUGAUCAAGUCUUACUGUCGCGAAUCCGGAGUGAGAAGUUUGCAGAAAUACAUAGAAAAAGUGCACAGAAAGAUAGCGUUAAAGAUCGUCAAUAAGGAAGCUGAUCGGAUCGAUGUCACCCCGAGUAAUCUACAGGAAUUUGUUGGCAAACCCAUUUUCAGGCAGGACAGAAUGUAUGACAUCACUCCAGUGGGUGUAGUAAUGGGACUGGCAUGGACCGCCAUGGGUGGGUCGACUCUGUUUAUAGAGUGCACCAUCAAGAAGCCAUCCGGAAAAAGUGGUGAAGGCACUUUCGAGGUGACCGGUCAUCUGGGCGACGUGAUGAAGGAGUCGAUACAUAUCGCGAUGACGGUGGCAAGAAAUCAUCUUAAAAAAGAAGAUCCGUGGAAUACAUUUUUGUAUGAUUCCCAUUUGCACAUACAUGUACCCGAAGGAGCCACGCCAAAAGACGGACCUAGCGCAGGUGUAACUAUUGCCACGACGUUACUGUCCCUUGCGAAAAAUCAAGCUAUCAGACAAGAUGUGGCGAUGACAGGAGAGCUAAGUCUGACAGGCAAAGUUCUCCCUGUCGGUGGUAUCAAAGAGAAAACUAUUGCCGCAAAACGAGUCAACGUCAAGUGUAUAAUAUUGCCGGAGGAAAAUGAGAAUGAUUUCAACGACUUACCUAAGUACAUCACGGAAGGCCUAGAAGUGCAUUUUGUCACAAAAUUCGAAGAUGUGUAUCGUAUAUGUUUCGCGCAACCACAGGAGACUAAUACUUUCCAACCUGAUAAACCAGUUGUGACUCAAGUAUCAUCCACGCAAUCGUCACUUGGAUAAAUCUAAAAUCUUUGCUCGCGAGAGUAAACAAUAAAGAUUUUGCAUAUUGCGUUUUUUUACAUAGAAAUGUACAUAUUAUUUUAAGAAAAACACGAGAAAUAUACAAGUUGAGCAUA